Messenger RNA from Microthlaspi erraticum, 669 nucleotides. NCBI's taxonomy places the organism in Eukaryota, Viridiplantae, Streptophyta, Magnoliopsida, Brassicales, Brassicaceae. The record is from the annotation of a GenBank genome assembly.
AUGGGGAGGAAGAUGCUUGCUGAUGGAGAGCUUGACAAGGCGACUUCUGAGGAAGCCACCUAUGAUUUUGAUCUGUUCGUCAUCGGUGCCGGGAGUGGCGGUGUUCGCGCAGCUAGGUUUUCGGCUAACAAUGGAGCUAAGGUUGGUAUUUGUGAGCUUCCAUUUCACCCCAUUAGCUCAGAGGAGAUUGGAGGAGUUGGUGGAACCUGUGUUAUUCGUGGUUGUGUCCCUAAGAAGAUUCUCGUCUAUGGGGCAACUUAUGGUGGUGAACUUGAGGAUGCUAGAAAUUAUGGGUGGGAAAUAAAUGAGAAUGUCGACUUCACAUGGAAGAAGCUUUUGCAAAAGAAGACUGAUGAGAUACUAAGGCUGACUAAUAUUUACAAGCGGUUAUUGGCCAAUGCUGCUGUGAAAUUGUACGAAGGUGAAGGAAGAAUAGUUGGUCCCAACGAAGUGGAGGUGAGACAAAUCGAUGGCACGAAAAUAAGCUAUACCGCGAAGCACAUAUUGAUUGCCACUGGCAGCCGAGCACAAAAGCCCAAUAUUCCUGGACAUGAGCUGGCUAUUACAUCUGAUGAAGCUUUAAGCUUGGAAGAGUUUCCUAAGCGUGCUGUAGUGCUUGGAGGAGGGUACAUCGCUGUGGAGUUUGCAUCAAUUUGGCGUGGAAUGGGU